CCAGCUUUCAAACCGGUUGGAGCUCAUUGUGGUGGCCCUGGAUGAGAGGCUUCAGUGAGCAGGUUGGAGCCUCAGUGAGCGCUCGUGUUAAUUAUCAGCCUGUGUGGCCACCGCUAUGUUGGUGUCCCUCAACCAUCUCUUCGGGGUCCAACUGGGUCUCCUCUGCCUCACCAACGGUGUGUGGAGUAACAGACAGAGAGGGAUGCUGAAGCCUAUCAACAGUAGGACCUCACCGCAGACGCCUGCCCCCAUUGGUAGCGUCACACGACCCUCCGGUCUUAGUGCCUCCCUCCUCAGGCCUUUCACUGGUAAUGUUUACAAUUCGCACACCGACUCCGCCUUUCCCGACUCAGGGAUAGGAGGCUCUCCAGGCCACAGCGUCGAACCCCAAAGCAACAGCUCCGACAACGCCGGCAGCGGGGGUAGUAUCAAUGACAGUAGCUUCAGCAACAGCGGCAGUAGCUUCGCCAACAGCGGUAGUAGCUUUGCCAACAGCGGCAGUAGCUUUGCCAACAGUGGCAGUAGCUUCGCCAACAGUGGAAGUAGCUUCCCUAACAGUGGGGGUAGUUCUAGCAAUAGUGGAAGCAGUUUUGGUCAUGGUGGAAGUAGUUCCAUCAACGGUGGUAGUGGAAACAACUUCGGCAAUGGUGGAAGUGGAACCAGUUUCACCAGUGGUGGAAGUAGCUCAAGUAAAGGUGGCAGCAACUUUGGCAACAGUGGAAGCAGUUCUGGCAACAGUGGAAGUAGUUUCAGUAACAGCGGUAGUAUCCUCAACAACAGUGGAAGUAGCGUCAGCGGCACCGGCGGUGGAGGUAGUUCCAACAGUGGAAGUAGUUUCAACAGUGAAGGUAGUUCCAUCAGCGGAAGUAGUUUCAACAGUGGAAGCGGUUUUAACAGUGGAAGUGGUUCUAACAGUGGAAGUGGCUUCAAUACCGGCAGCGGGUUCAACAGUGGAAGUGAUUUUGUCAGCAACACUGGUUUCAACAGCGGAAGUACUUCCAACAGUGGAAGCAGUUCCAGCAGUGGAAGUAGUUUCAUCAGUAGCGGUAGUAGUUCCAACAGCGGAAGUAGUUUUAACGGCGGUAAUGGUUUCAACACUGGCAGUGGCUUCAGCAGUAAUAGUGGUUCCAAUAGCGGCAGCAAUGUAAACAGUGGAAGCAGCUUCAACAGUGGGAGUAAUUUCAACAGCGGUGGUAGUAGUAGUAGUAGUAGUGCCAACAGUGACAGCAGCCUGAAAGGCAGCGGGAGCAGUUUCAGUAGCGGGAGCAGUUUCAGUAGCGGGAGCAGUUUCAACAGCGGAAGCAGUCUGAAAGGCAGCACAUCAUUCCAGGCCACAAAGAGCCCCGCAGGAGCCAUAACAAACCCGUCCUCAGGAACAGGCAACCUGCCUCCAGGCAAGACCAAUCCAGCGCCUGCACUUGCAUCUCUACCGCAGCGUCCGUCGCAGACGUCGCCCAAGACUUCAGCGGCAGGACCCUCCUCAGCCUCCAGUCAGAAAGAAGCUAACCUCAACCUGGGAGGGUUUGGGAGUUUGAUCGGUGGUUCCAAAGACAAGAGUAAAGCAUCGUCAUCAUCGCUGGGUAAACCCAACUCACAGAAUGUACAGCAUCCCACCCCCCGGCCAUCACCAUUUGGUGGCAACCACGCUCAUCGCUUAAAAUUAUCGCCGAGUUUGUUGGUGUUGUUGGUGUUGCUGUGUACUCAAGGCUAGUCAGGAAGGUCUGUAUCUGCUUCACACAGCUCUCUUCAAGAGUCCAGGAGACCUUCGUCCUCUGGAGCACCUUACCGUGUAACAAGUUAGGCAAAGGUGCGUCCAGCGGUGUCUGCUGGUUCUUAUGGUGUAUACCAUGGAAAUGUUACCAGUGAAAAGUGUCACUUGGUACACUACAGUACGUCGUCCGACUUGAAAUGGAGGUUGUGGUAACUGGCUCCUGUAGGUGCAGUUAAUGUGAUAGCGCUCUGCGUCGUGUGACGGAAGAAAUUGUUGGUUGAAGGAAACAGCCACUUGACUGAUACCAUACAAAAAAAAAUUGAUUAAAAGUGAAUGCCAGCGAAAUUUUGUCCCUUGAUGAGCCUGUUAAGCGAUGUAUGUAUCCCUAUUGUGUAUCCCUAGUGUGUAUCCCUAGUGUGUAUCCCUAGUAUGUAUCCCUAGUAUGUAUCCCUAGUGUGUAUCCCUACCUGACUGUACGCUGUGUAAAAUACUUGUGUACACUACAUUAGUAAUACUUAAUAUUUUUAGUAUGUAAAAUAUAUUUGAAUAACAAUUACUGCUUUGUUGAUAUGUGUUCUUAUUGUUCUUAAUGUACAUAGAAAGCAUCUUACAAUUUCUUUACAGCAGCAGUCUUACAUCAACAUGUUAACUGGUGGGCAGUUAGUCACACACAAAAAAAUUCCCGCCUACAAAAAUAAUACAGUAGCAUGUCGCCCCGAUGAAGUAUAUUUAUUUGAGUUCUAGGAAGUAUCUAGUACUUCGUGGUGAUGUGUCAUUCCUUGCUCAUCACUUGACGAUGAUGCUGAAACAAUUGAGGAGCUUGUUGCUGAUGUACGGUCGCCUGAUUCCAUAGCUCCAUCACUUUCAGCUGGUGAUGAAUCUGCCAAUGCAGAAACAAAUGCUGGGCCAUAGAGAAAACUGAAUGAUGAACUGAAUCGCUUUGUUCAUGCAUACGGUAUUAUGUGUCAUAUCGAAUCACAGCUGUUCCUGAAAUGAAACAAUGAUAUAAGUGAAGGACACGGUGACAUACUUACAAGUGCCAACACCAAACCUGUGAAGAGGGAACUCAAAAGACUUGGCCUCACUUUCAAGUAGUUUGUCAAGCCACGUGAUGGUAGAUUUCCUCUCCAUGCUGGAGUCGUGUACCUAAGAGAGCUCUGUUAGUGUCUAGCUUGUGUUGCUACCUGCCAUAACAUCACGAAUACUGUGGAUAAGGUUGCUGGAUAUUUGCGAAUGUUGAUUAAGUGCACUGAUGACAUAGUCUGCUUCAUCUCGCAUGCUUUCACAAACAGUUUCAAAGAACAGGCCUCCUACUGUGUGGUAUGCCAAUUAUACAAACUUAGAUGCACUGGGCACGUCAUGGUAAUCGUGGACAAAUUCUAUCAUGGUGGUUGUCAAGAAAAGCUUGAAGCAGGGCCAGGCACUGAUGAUCCCAAAUAUAAAGAUGCGCUUGAGCGGAACAGCAAAUUAAUUCUUAAAUAUGUCAAAGACAGAUCCCACAUUGCUGUUCCAUAAAACCAAUUGAAACAUAAUUUUCUUGGAAAACGGAUGGGCCAGGGAAUAAUUCCCUCAUUGACAGAACUCUCAGCAGUCUUCAACUGUACAUCUCUCACUGAUACGGCUAGAAGGAUCAAAAUUUUCUGAAAAUGAAUGAGUUUCUGAUCCCAUGCAAGUGACAGUAUAUACCUUUUCAGAAAGGAUACAAGUUUUUUUUUUAUAGGGUAUAUCUGGAGAGUAUACCUGGAGAGAAUUUCGGGGGUCAUCGGCCCCGCAGCCCGGUCGGAGACCAGGCCAGCUGACCAAGGUCCCAGGACCUAAAUGUAUCCAAUAAAGGUGUCUUGAGUGGAUGAUGUACUCGUGUCCUUCCAUCCAGUGCUUGUCAGUCCUGUGCAAAAUUUAGCUCCAUAUUCUGUGGUAAAAAUAGUUGAUCCCCAUUGCACUCUUUUUUUUUUCGUUGUGACAAAAGACUUUCAAUGUCUUUACAAAGUUCAAAUGGUAGAGUAUUCGUUGCCUUGAAUGGACUUGCAACAACUCAUUCUGAGCGGCGUCCAGCUGUACCAACACUACAGUGAACGAAGCAGCGACGGUACAAACACCCACAGCAACACUACAGUGAACGAAGCAGCGACGGUACAAACACCCACAGCAACACUACGGUGAACGAAGCAGCGACGGUACAAACACCCACAGCAACACUACGGUGAACGAAGCAGCGACGGUACAAACACCCACAGCAACACUACAGUGAACGAAGCAGCGACGGUACAAACACCCACAGCAACACUACAGUGAACGAAGCAGCGACGGUACAAACACCCACAGCAACACUACGGUGAACGAAGCAGCGACGGUACAAACACCCACAGCAACACUACAGUGAACGAAGCAGCGACGGUACAAACACCCACAGCAACACUACAGUGAACGAAGCAGCGACGGUACAAACACCCACAGCAACACUACAGUGAACGAAGCAGCGACGGUAUAAACACCCACAAGUUAACACCUAUAUCACACAUUUGUAAAAACAAUCUUCCGCAGUAAUUACUCUCUCAGUAAUUACAACUGACUGAUAAAUGAGAAUACAUCAAGUUUAUUUAAUUGGAUUUGUGUUAUUCGUACUAAAUAAAUUAUUAUUAUAAUCAAAACUAAGCACUAAACCCACCAGGGUCAUGCAGAUCUGCCCGUACUAAAUAAAAAAAAAAUACCAGACUGACUGAUAAAUGGACAUUACUGUUUGAUCUGACUUUUAUUUGUGAUUAAUAAAAAAAAAACAAAAGUAGGCCUAUGCAAAAGUGAAUUAUAAUUUUUUUUUUGCCUUUUCUCCUUGUACUUUUACUCAAUAUACAAUUAAUGCUUUAAAAUCUUCUUGCUUAUUGCCCCGACAGACAUUAAUAAUGUACAUAGGAAGUAACGUAGAAUCUCUGUUCAAAAUACAACAUGUCUCUCUUCCUUCUUAAUUCUUAAGUAAAUGUUUAUUUGAUAUUUUAAAAUCUUCCUUUUGAUUAUAAUAAUAAUUUAAAAUCUUCUUAUUGGCCUCAAAUAUUAAGAAAUGUACAUAGCAAAUAUUUUAGAAUCUCCUGUUAAAAGUGA
Molecule: messenger RNA, 4804 nt
Organism: Cherax quadricarinatus
Lineage: Eukaryota; Metazoa; Arthropoda; Malacostraca; Decapoda; Parastacidae
Product: secreted protein C-like
Source: RefSeq, a predicted model, not a curated record